Molecule: messenger RNA, 1125 nt
Organism: Lottia gigantea (owl limpet)
Lineage: Eukaryota; Metazoa; Mollusca; Gastropoda; Lottiidae
Exons: 5
Coding region: 1-1125 (374 amino acids)
Source: RefSeq, a predicted model, not a curated record
AUGUUUGAAAAGAAAGAAAUGUGGUUCAAUAUUUUGCUUUUGUUUGUUCUUCAUGGACAGAUUCACCAAUCAACAGCAGUUAAUAUGUGUACCAAUGCAUCAACAGUAUCACUAAGCGUAACAUUGAAUCUUAUAAAAGGAACUGAUGAUAAUGGUUGUUACUGUACUGUUAAACUACAUUAUUCAGAUACACCUGAAUCUGUUAAAUCAAGAAUUAUAUUUGAAGUUGUAAAGUUUUCUGGUUGUAAAUAUAGUCUUGAUGUUUUAUAUAAUAACAGCAGUCUUAAGUUUAUGUGCUCUCAUACUUGCCCUUUUGAACAUACUAUAUAUAAAACAGAUGAAAUUAAACUAUAUUUGGAGCCAGCUACUUCCUAUAAGAAUGAUACAACAUUUGAAGUGAAAAUAACAUCUACUGUAACUACCGUCGGUGGUCCCUUCAUAAGACUUGAAUGUUUUCAACCGAACAGCACUACAAAUACAACUGAAACAACUGAUACACAACAACCAACAGUGGGGGUGAUCUCAACAACCAUGGACUCCACUGAAAAAUUUGGUGCGUCGAAACAAAGUCAUAAAUAUUUAGAUAUAAGUAUAAUAGGUGGUGCUGUAGGAGGAGUUGUAUUACUGGUGAUAGUGGUUAUUAUAAUCUUAGUCUGUAUGUGGCGUAAGAAGAAGACAGGAAGAAAGAAUUAUGACAGACCUUUGAAUCGAGAAAUGGAUCACAGUUAUACUAAUGUUGACAUUGUUCGACAAGACCAGGGCAAUAACUCGUUUCAGGAAGAUGCUGCUACUGUUAACAAUGGGGUGCACUCUAAUAACAACUCCUUAUCGCCGCAGCUGACUGACAAUACCAAACAAAAUGUCCAUGUUGCAGAGAAAAUGGAAAUCAUACAGAACGAUCUUUACGUUAGUUCAGAUGACAUCAUGGACUCGAUAUCACGUGAUGAAGAUGACACCAAUCAGAAACCAGAUACUGAAUACGCUGUUGUCAAAAAGGACCGUAAACCUACGAAUACGAUGUUUAAAGAUGGUGGCGACUCAAAUUCAUCAAUUGAGUCCAAUAGUGACCGUAGGUUUGUUAUUGGCCCUCAAGGUGAUGAAUAUGCAAUAGUGAAUAGAAAAUAA